AUGGAAACACCACCCACUGCGAACCUGCGGAGCAAAACCCGACGCGCCCUGGACGAACUCAACGGAGCAACCACGAUGGCGCCCGAGCAACCGACCAAGACGAAGCGAAACAACCCCUUCCUGCCCACCCCUCUCGAGACCCUCGUCGUCGCCGCUUUUCCCGUCAUCCUGUUCUUCGGGACUCUCUUCUCGCUGCUCUCCCCCGACGUCCGGUCCUCGCAGUACGACCAUGCCUCCCAAGCCCACGUCCAAGACACCGCACCUUCCUACUUCGCGCGAAAGUCGAACCUCUUCAACGUCCUCUUCGUAAAGAGAGGCUGGUUCUGGAUCACCGCUGCCUUCUUCGCCUUUAUCUUCACCCACCCCGCGACCGUCCACUCGACCCGUCGGAUACAGGCCACCCUCCGCUGGGUGCUCGUCACAACGUGGUGGUUCUUCGUGACGCAAUGGUUCUUCGGGCCUGCCAUCAUUGACCGAGGGUUCCGGUGGACUGGAGGAAAGUGUGAGAUUAUUGAGGAAAAGGUCGAGCUCGGCGAGGGAGAUGCUAAGGAGGUCUUCACGGCUGUGGCGUGCAAGGCUGCUGGUGGAAAGUGGCGCGGUGGACACGAUAUUAGUGGACACGUAUUUCUGCUGGUCCUCGGCUGCGGCUUUCUGCUUUCCGAGGUCGGCUGGGUUGUUCUCCGAUGGAAGGGCGCAAGGCGAGAGGAGCGCAGCGUCGUUAUGACGGAUGGCGCGACAAAGACAGCCACCGUCGAGGCUCAGGGUCUGCAGGGAGAGCCCGUUCCUGGUGAUGCUCUCGGGCUCGGGGGCAAGUUCGCCGUUGGCGUGAUUGGUCUCAGCUCUUGGAUGUUGCUUAUGACUGCCAUCUACUUCCACACCUGGUUUGAAAAGAUUACUGGCCUUGCAACCGCCCUUUCGGCUCUGUACGGCGUCUACAUCCUUCCUCGUUUUGUUCCUGCGAUACGCCAGGUCGUUGGCUUGCCCGGAAUCUGA
Colletotrichum aenigma is the source of this 993-nucleotide messenger RNA. It is a transcript of the gene scs3, whose product is annotated as FIT family protein scs3. NCBI's taxonomy places the organism in Eukaryota, Fungi, Ascomycota, Sordariomycetes, Glomerellales, Glomerellaceae. The transcript has 2 exons. Gene Ontology annotation, cellular component: endoplasmic reticulum membrane. The record is from RefSeq and is a predicted model, not a curated record. Gene Ontology annotation, biological process: phospholipid biosynthetic process; lipid droplet organization; lipid storage. The coding region runs from base 1 to 993 and encodes 330 amino acids.